This is a messenger RNA of Punctularia strigosozonata HHB-11173 SS5, 396 nucleotides long. RefSeq lists its product as uncharacterized. The transcript has 2 exons. Bases 1 to 396 code for a protein of 131 amino acids. The record is from RefSeq and is a predicted model, not a curated record. Gene Ontology annotation, cellular component: preribosome, large subunit precursor. NCBI's taxonomy places the organism in Eukaryota, Fungi, Basidiomycota, Agaricomycetes, Corticiales, Punctulariaceae.
AUGGGAAAAUCUAUCCGGAGCAAAGUAAAGCGCACAUGGCGAUCGAAAAAGAGGGAGGACGGCGUGUAUGCGGCUACCGAAGCUGCGCGGCUCGAACGGUUGAACGCCAAGCUCGUAGCAAAGGUUGCGGAACCUGUUGUAGAACCGCUCGACGGGGAUGGGGAUGCAAUGGAAGACGUAGAUGAAGCAGGCGAAUCUAUGCCUGUUGAUUCAUCUUCCGCGAAAGCCCAAGCCUCGGAACCAACAAAAAUAUCGACUCACGGUCCUCGUGGAUCAAGGCGGGAAGAGUGGAGGAAGUCCAAAGGUCUACCCCCACGGCCUAAGUCUCGCGGAAUGAACAGACAAGGCACCGUUGCUGCUGGACGCAAGGCCGGUCGGUCACAUCGUCGACGGUGA